Molecule: messenger RNA, 8339 nt
Organism: Conger conger (European conger)
Lineage: Eukaryota; Metazoa; Chordata; Actinopteri; Anguilliformes; Congridae
Exons: 13
Coding region: 584-5977 (1797 amino acids)
Source: RefSeq, a predicted model, not a curated record
ACUAGCAGACUAGGGUGACCAAAAUACUUGGAGUGGGUCGAAGGCGCUAAAAUCCUAAAUUAUCACUUCAGUCCAGUGUCCUACAUUAGUAGUUUUCCAAGGGACUUCAUCCCAUCACCACACUGGAACUGGUCAGUCCAGUCUUGUCUAUAGCAUGAUGUGUUCCCAUGGGGGAGGGACUGACAGACCACCGCCACCUUCCUACGUUGCCGAUCCUUGAGUUCGAUUUUCGCUCAUGGUUGGUUGAGAGGCACGACUGCUCCACCAGGAGGGAAGGUGAGAACGAGACACGACAGGUGAAAAGAUGUCUUAUUGAAGUUAGUUGCCUGCUUUUCCCACUGAGCGAGUUCGGAUACAAUACAGGCGGCUAGCACCGUGCCUUCUUUUUCCAGUUAACUUCCUAACUUGCUAGCUGUUUGAAAGGGAAGUACAUGGAAUAACAUUAUUAACACGGGACGGAUUCAGGACACCCACCAAGGCCACGGUUCCUCUCUGCUCUCUGUGAUGACAUCACAGCACGGUUACCACAGAAACCAGGGCCCCAGUGCAAACGGCUGACGUCCGAGCAGCUGCUGAUUAAGAGAUGGCGGCUCAGGUAGAGGUGAAGACAGGAGAGGGGACCAGAGCCGGAGUCGUGGGAGGCCGUAUGCACCUCAGCCCCCUGGCAGACUCCAGCAACAAAAGCCCUGUGGAAGUCCCCUCGGGCACCCAGGGGCCUCUGAUUCUCGCUCCAGAGCCCAGCAAGCCUGUGCCAGGACCCAAACCUCGCCUUACCCCCAAGCCUUUCGCCCUUGACAAAAACCCCACCAUCCGCCCUAUCCCUGCCCCCAAGCCUCACACUAAGCCCCGCCCCGAACUGACUCGCCCCGCCUCCUACAAGCCCGACCCGCCCAGCACCCCUAAACCUGCUCUGACAAAGCCGGCACAUGCCAGUGCCCACAGGCCAGUGCCCACCAACCCCAAACGCCCCACCCCUACAUCCCUCAAACCUGCCCCCAAGCCCACCCCUGCUCAUACUGCCAAGCCCACCGUGCAGCCCUACAAGCCCGCACCUCCGCCCUCCUCCGGGGAGCCUGCUAAGCUCACCUUACGUGAAGCUGUCAAGUCUCCGGGCCCCAGGCCUGGGCCGCUCCAGAAGCGGGGCUCCCGGGCGCCCCCAGCCGCUGAGUGGUCCGGAACGACACAGCAGGAGGGAGAGCGAGCGAGGACGGAGGCAAGCGGGAGGGUAGGGGCUCCCAUCGCGCGGGCGAAGUCCUUGGGCUUUCUCAACCAGACGUCGCAAGAGGACGAGAAGCCGUCGGGGGGAGGGAAGGGGGGCGAAGCUGCUGCAGCACCCGUCCCUAUGCGACCGCAGCCGAAAGGAUCCCGACCCAGGCCCGUCUCUGCGGUCUUCCUGCCCUCCCCUACCCAGUCAGAGUCUCCAGGCCCCCCUGCUCCCUCCCGCUGGACGGGCCGACGGCCCCUCUCCGCCGACCUCACUGCCAAGUUUGAGUCCAUCGGCCUGUCACUGCACCGCCGGCCAGGCAAGGCGGACAGCAAGGAGAACACCCCGGAGAGGGGCAGAGAGGAGGAUGGCGCACCAGCCCAGAGGAAAGACAAGGAAAAAGGGGUGGAGCUGACGCCAUCGUCACCUUCAAUGUUCUUAACAACGCCCGACCCCGAGUACAAGCCCAUGCCCACUGUGCCAGAGCAAAAGAACGAGAGAAAAGAACCAGAGGAGAAAGAGGAGGAAAAGAGCGGUGGCAGUAUAAAGAGGCGGAUUAGCCUUCUCUUUGACUCUUCUUCCUCCGCAGUAGGUGGCUUGUCUGUCGCUGGGGCCGAGGCUCGCCCCGCUGCAGCUCAGCCCAUCCCCGAGACGGACGUCCCUGUCGGAGUGAAACAGCGAAUAAAAAAGCUGACUGAAGACACGCCCCCCACGCAGACCCCCUCUCCAAAAGCGCCGUUCAAGCCCCGCCCUCUGCCCUCUGACCUCACCAAAAAAUUUGCUGCUGAGAACCUUGUGGAGCUUAGCAGCCUGUCGCCAAGAAGCUUGGAGAGAGAAGGGUCAAAAGGUCAGCAGCAGGAUGGCAGCGAGGCUCAUGGGAAGGUUGAAGACUCUGCCAUGGGCCUCACUGAUGGAGCAAGGGAGGCAAAAGAGGAGAGGGUGGUGUUCCAAUUCCCCCAGGACCAGCCAGCCUACACCUCCACUGACCAAUCAGGUGUGAGCAUGGAAGAGCGGAGGGUGGAGAGCGAGGCGCAGGAGGCAUGCCCCAGUGGUGGGGUGCAGACGGUCCGGGCAGCCCUGUUCGAAAAUGUUGUUGAGAGACACAGCGUGCAUGUGGUAGAGGAGGCGGGUGGGGGCGCGGGCCAGCUCAGGAGGAGCAUUUCGCUGAGGCAGAAGGAGGGUGAGGACGACGGGCAGGGUGGCAUCGCCCUCACGGGCGCAACAGCCCCCGCCAGCCCCCUUCGAGUGGAGCAUGUGUUUGACACGGUGUCGGCCAUUGGGGAGAAGAGGGCGGUGGUGGAGAGCUUGCCCCCAGCCCAGCUGGAGGACAAGGCCAUGACGCUGCGAUCCCGCCGGUCAGGGGCGGAGGGGAUGGCCAGGGGUGGGCAUGUGGAGGACAAGCCCCAGCAGCCCCAUAGUCCGAGAGAUCCACCCAGGACAAACCCAGAGGCCACGUCCCAGCUUCCGGAACAAGCACCACGCUACCUGAGGGUGGGGGGCCUGAAGAAAUGGGGCACGGAGGAGGUGGAGAGGAAGAGGGAGGGGCAGGCAGAGCCGGAAGCAGAGGCAGGGUGGUGGGGGGAGUCAGACAGACAGAAACCAGAGAGCGCCAUGCAGUUCGAGUCGGAGAUAGAGAGGCAGAGGGAAUGGGAGAGGGAGGAGGUGGGGGCACCAAAACGUUUGAAAAUGCUGGAGGGAGAUGACCCGCAGCCCAAACCCAGGGCCACGUAUUUUGCCCUCACUGGGCAGAUGCAGGAGCCCCAGCCGGUGGACAACUACAGCGUAGAAGGGAGUGGGGGCGAGGAGGAUUUCUCUGCGAAGUUCGGGAGAUGGGGCUCCCAGGGGCCGGUACGCAGAAACCCCUCUCUGGACGCAGCAUUCGCCAAAAGCAGCUUGAGCGAAGCCUCAGGCCAGGGGUCCCUGGCUGGGAGAGACCAGACCCCCAAAGAGAGAGAAGCAUUUCGAGAAAUGGAAACGGAGCAGGAACUCAAGACCCAAAGGGACAUGGAGUGGGAGAGACAAAGAGAGCUGGAACAACUGAGAGCCACUGAAAGGGAAAAAGAGACAGAGAGGCAGAGAGAGACUGAAAGACAGAUGGAGGUUGAGACGGAAAGACGGAGAGUGAUGGAGAGACAGAAAGAGAUGGAAACACAGGGAGAACUGGAGAGGCAAAGAGAAAGGGUGAGGGGGAUGGAGAGACAGCUGUUGGAGUUGGAGAAACAGCGGCAAGCAGAGAAGGAGCGACUGGAAAGGCAGAGAGAAACUGAGAGACAGAAAGAGAUAGAGAGACAGCUACUGGAGCUGGAAAAGCAGAGACGGGCAGAGCGGGAGAAAGCAGAAAGGCAGAGAGAGAUGGAGAGGCAACGGGAGUUGGAGAGGGAGAGGCAGCAAGAGAUUGAGAAACUCAGAGAGAUGGAGAGACAAAGGGAGUUGGAGAGGGAGAGGGAGUUGGAGAGACAGCGAGAGAUUGCGAGGCAGAAAGAGAUGGAGAGACAGCUACUGGAGCUGGAAAAGCAGAGACGGGCAGAGCGGGAGAAAGCAGAAAGGCAGAGAGCGAUGGAGAGGCAACGGGAGUUGGAGAGGGAGAGGCAGCAAGAGAUUGAGAAACUCAGAGAGAUGGAGAGACAAAGGGAGUUGGAGAGACAAAGGGAGUUGGAGAGACAGCGAGAGAUUGCGAGGCAGAAAGAGAUGGAGAGACAGCUACUGGAGCUGGAAAAGCAGAGACGAGCAGAGCGGGAGAAAGCAGAAAGGCAGCGAGAGGUGGAGAGACAGCUGGAUUUCGAGAGACAAAAGUUUUUGGAGUUUGAGAAACGGAAGGAGAUUGAAAUGGAGAGACGAGAAGAAAUUGAGAGAGAGAAACAAAGAGAGAUUGAGAGAGCAGGGCAGAGGGAGAUGGAGAACCGGAGGCAAAGAGAGUUGGAGAGAGUAAGGCAGGAGAUGGAAAGACAGAAAGAAACAGCGAGGCAAAGAGAAAUUGUAAGGCAAAAAGAGAUGGAGAGACAGCUGCUGGAGCUGGAGAAGCAGAGACGAGCAGAGAGGGAGAAGGAGAGAGAGGCAAAGGAGAAGGAGCAGGAGAGAGUGAGGCAGCUGCUCCGACAGCAAGAUAUGGAGAGGCAGAGGGCAAUGGAAAGAGAGAGGGAGAUUGUGAAAAGAGAGGAAGUGAUGUCAACGCUAAGGCCUGGUGUGCUAGACCUAGACUCUGUGUCCUUGGCCGACCAGCACCUUAAGGUCUCCCAGAGCAGCGAUCCCAGGUUGAAGCUGCCCUCCCCACACAACGAUGACACUUACCGGCUCGCCAUCCUGGAUAUCGACUCCUUCCGCUCCCAAACCCAUCCCGCCCCACCCGUCGAGGCCUUCCCUGCGGUUGGCAUCCAGGGCCUGGACUCGGGUGCCACCCUCUGGUCCCAGCCCCACACCACUGAGGAGAGGCCCGUCGGGAGGCCCAGCCCUGUGUGGUCUUCCUCACAGCUGGAAUUCUGGGAACAGACUCCAAUUGCACCUGGUAGCUGGUUGGCACCUGAGCCGCCCCAGAAGCCAGCCAGCAAACCCAGCCUUGAGCAGCUGCUGCUUGGGCAAGAGGAGAGGCUGGCAGCCCCCAGCCUGGUACCAGAGAGGCAAUGGUCCGGUCUGCCCGCUGACUCAGGCUCGACUUCAGCCUGGGCACCCUUUCCCAGGAGGGAAACCACAGGGUCCGGCGCCCCUGAAUCUCAUCGCCAUGGUUACACUGACCCCGCUCCCCUGGAGUCACCCUGGGUGCUCCGUGACCCUGUCACUCCUGCAGCACAGGAGCAGAGAGCAGAGCCCAGAACCCAACAGGGACAGCAAGACCCUCAUGCCAAGGACCUGACGCGGACGAGGUCACGGAGCGUGUCACGCAGAUCCGCGCCGGCGGAGAGCCCCCUGGAGGGGCCGCUGUCCCGCAUGAGGAGCCGCAGCGCCCACAGGGAGACGGACAUCCGGUCCUGGGAGCAGCUGAAGCAGUGUGUCGGCGCUGAGGACGAGGGGCGGGACACAGACACGCUCGUCCAGGAGACGGACAGCCAGUACGGGACGUGGGACACAGGCCUGCGUACAGAUGACAGCCUGACGCCCGCCACCCCUUCUUCUGACAGCAACCUCAGCUCAUCGCCACGGAAACAGACACCCCCACACACGCCCGGGGAUCCUGCCACGCCCAGUGGCUUUGACACUCCCGACAGCCUAUCACCCGGCCCCGUGCCAGAGACAGAGCCCCUCCCUUUCCCUGAGACCACGACCACCCUGCUAGACUCCAGCGCUCUGCGCUCCCGGGUGCAGCUGGGUAAGAUGCGGAACAAGCGGGCCCUGCCGUCUCGCGCCGCCCGUCAGAACGCCGCGCUCUCCGUGCAGCAGGAGGGGCAGGGCGGGGCCGGCGACGACUGGAGGUAUCGCGACUCCACAGAGGAGAAGGGGCAGAGCUCCAGGCAGGAGGACUCGGACCCCGAGGACCAGCCCAGAGGAGCGGAGCUGCGGCCCCCAGCCUCCCAGCCGCAGAGAGUCGCUCUCUUCCCCGGGAUGGACCCUUCCGCCCUGAAGGCUCAGCUGAAGAAGAGGGGGGACUCUGACAAUCAGACUGACGGAGCCUCUCCUUCCUCCUCUCAGCUGUCCCGCUCCCCCAAAUCACCCUUCCUUGCCCGAGCGUCCCGCGUGCUGCCCCCUGCUGGCGGGAAAGAGAACGGGGAGGAGUCUUCACCUCAGUGGCUGCGAGAACUCAAAUCUAAGAAACGCUUGAGUCAGUAUGAUAACGACACUUAGAGGCAGAGGACAAGGUUGCCUUAAAAUGGGGAAUGUGUAGAGGAAGUAAGCGACAGAAGCCUUAACCUUUGACCUGGAAAUGAACGGAAUCCUGCUACUGCUGCUGCUGACGUGACAUUUUGUGUUUUUCUGUUUACUUCCUGCCUGGGUCGCGAAAUAUGUGCAUGGUGCCUUCAUAGAACAUGUAGUUUUUGUGGGUGACACAAGCGAGGAGGAAUGGAAGUACAACUGGGUGCUCCUCUUGUGCGUUUCGACACCCAGCUUCUUUAGAUGUCUUUGUCAGAGGAAUCCCAGCAUACAGCCACUUUACUGUCGCUGCACAGGAGGAUGGAGGAUGGGGAGGACCAUUCCUUUCCCAGUUUUUGUUGCACUUCAGGAAGGUUUAGUCUGCAGGGUCAAGCACCUCUUCACCUGGAAGUGCUUCCUGAAACUGGUAGAUGGACCAUACACCCCAUUCAUUGUUCUAAUUUGUUUUAUUUUUUCUUUAUAUUUUGAGAUUAUUGUAUGCAUCUUGGUGUAUCAUUUCAUUUGUCGGUUGACAGGUUUAGACAAUGGCCACACACAUAAAUUGCCAUAGGCAAUUUUUUCUGUCACUCAUAAUGGUUUUUGAGAAAACAAAAUUUGGCAAGCAGUAUACUAGAGGUCUUUGUCAUAAUGGUGGCAACUUUAAUCAUGAAAUGUUCUAUAUAUUGUUUUGUUGCAGAUUGGAAUGAGUUAUCAGAUGAGACAAAAAAAUGCAGUGAGCUUUUAAGGGCCGUGCAUACCUGCAGAUUAUAGCAGGGACUUAGCAUUCUAAUGUCCCACUUUUGACAGUGCUCACCACUCAGCAGAACAAAUAUCAGAACCGUAUUUGGCUGCAGUAAGUAAUCAAAUUUCCAUUCAUCAGUGGCUUUAGAAAAUGCCGUUAUGUGGGGAAAAGACCUCUAGACCAUUGGUCGUUCUGUUUCCAUGGGGAUAUCCCUGUCCAGACUUUGUGCCAAAAUAUGGCCGCUCAUUCUCGGGGUGAGUCAGUGGUCUGAGAGCUGCUGUGGAUUUAGUAUUUCCACAAGGGCCUGUCGCCAGAGAAGCCCAGAGGUGUCUGCGUCAUGCAGGCUCUCUACCACUCAUUACUCACACAGUAAUGUGGCUGCACUCAGCUAAUUACUUUGUCCAUUUUUCAAAGGGGACACAAACACUUACCAGAAACACCUUUCUUUAUACACUUUCAGCCACCCUCCAAUUAAAUGUUAAAAAAUGUGAUGAUCAUGGCCAGUAGUUGGUCAUAUUUCUGUAGCUUACAAUCAUGGAUGAGCCACGGUGUGCUUUACUUACCUUGUGCAACUACAGGCUGUGGGUAUGUGGAAUUUAGAAAUUAAAAAUAUACACACUGUUCUAUCAAUCUGUGCCGUGACCAUAUAAAUAUGCAACCUAAUAUGUUCUCUGUCGUCUCAAGAUGGACAUAAAAACACGAAAUAAUGGAGUUGCUGGAAAUCUGUGUUGCCGAUUUGAUGGGGAGAUGUGCCUGUGGCCAUUGCCAUGGCAGUUCAUCAGUCAGAAACUCCCAGGCCACGGCCCUGACUGCCAUGUUAACUGGUGAUGGUUGGAGACAUUCUGUUGGGUGGAGACAGCUAAAGAGACUGAAACAGUUUCAGCAUUUUUCCUGUCGUUAUUUAUGGGUAUGGUUGCUACGGGAAGUUACCGGAAGAUUUCAUUUUUUAAUCACGACCGAGACACUGCUGUUCUUUCCACGGACAAGUAUUUGAGGAAAUCCGUCUUUAUUAAUUGGAGUGUCAGAACGCUAGUACUGUGAGCCUGCCUGCAGAGGGCUGUGUUGCAGCAGAUGGAUCAAUGCAGAGUAGCAGUUUCUGGCUCACUCCACUGUUAACCCUGCUGCCCGUUUCUGCCUGUGAUGCAGCUCAGUUUCUUUAACCAUUGUGUUUUUUUCUUAGAGCUUGGUGCCUCCUGAAACCUCCUAGCCUGAAUGUGUUAGCCACACUAGCUCCACCCCUCCCCAAACACUCCUCAUUCUUCCAAUAAGCACUUUGAGACUGUUGACAGACAGCAAUAGUGACCAAUGUUCUGCCAUCCUGGCCCACAGCAUGUCCUGCCUUCCACAUAUUGAUGGGUUGAUGUUGGAAUGCUGAUGAAAUGCAACUUAAAUGUAUUCAUAUGGAUUUUUCUUUUGAGGUCGCAGUCUCUUCUGUGUGUAUAUCAAUGUUGUUAAACUCAGUAAUGCUAUUUUUGUCAGUUCAAAAGAGGGGCUUUUUUAUCUUGGUUUCACCUGUUUUUUAUUUUAUUUGAAAGAAUAAGAUGUAUAUCACACUGCGUUGUGAGACCAGUGUCAAAAUGUGUAAAUUCUUAAUAAAAUUUACUAUUAAAUGAA